Juglans regia (Persian walnut) is the source of this 3499-nucleotide messenger RNA. RefSeq names its product leucine-rich repeat receptor-like serine/threonine-protein kinase BAM3. The record is from RefSeq and is a predicted model, not a curated record. Gene Ontology annotation, biological process: protein phosphorylation. NCBI's taxonomy places the organism in Eukaryota, Viridiplantae, Streptophyta, Magnoliopsida, Fagales, Juglandaceae. The transcript has 2 exons. Bases 401 to 3373 code for a protein of 990 amino acids. Gene Ontology annotation, molecular function: receptor serine/threonine kinase binding; ATP binding; protein kinase activity.
UUACUUGAAAAAAAUUGAACGAUCCCUCUUCUCUCCCAUUCGUUUUCUUCAGCUUUCUCUCCCAUUAGCUUUUCUUAACAAAGAGAAAUACAGAUAGGAACCAAACCAUUGCCAGCAGAAUGUCAUCUUCUUAUCAUCUUCUCCAGUCCUCUCAAAUAAAGGAAAAGGAAAAGAAAAGAGAAGAGAGAAAAGGAGAGGCAUAGCUUCUUCCAUGUAUUCGAAGGUUCCUUCUGGGAAAAUGUUUGAUUCCUUAAUCCCAUACUCACACCCAGCUCCUCCGAUUCCCAUUGCGUUCUCUUCCUUUUCAAAAAAUCCUCUUUUUUCCCAAGCGCUUAAAUCUUGUCCUCUUUGCUUCAAGUAUAUCAAAACUCAAUCUUCUUGAAGACAUUCUGAAAAAAAUAUGGUCCCUUUCAUUGUUGUGGCACUUUUCUCUCUUCUUGGUACAUCUACCGCUUCUUCCUUAGCUAGUGAUUUCCAAGUCUUAGUCACACUUAAAAAAGGAUUCGAGUUCUCUGACUCCGUUCUGAGUGCUUGGAAUUCUUCGAAUCCUAACUCAGUUUGUUCUUGGGCUGAAAUUCAAUGCUCAAGGGGACGUGUUAUUUCAUUAGACUUGACAGAUAUGAAUCUGUAUGGCUCUGUGUCAUCUCUGAUUUGGAAACUUGACCGACUUACCAACCUCUCUCUUGCUGGAAAUAACUUCACAGGUACCAUUGAGAUUGCAAAUUUGGACAGUCUUCGUUGGCUAAAUAUCUCAAACAAUCGGUUUAAUGGCGGCUUGGAUUGGAACUACUCGAGCAUUGCCAACUUGGAAGUGUUUGAUGCUUAUAACAACAACUUCACUGCCUUUCUUCCACUUGGGAUUUUGAGCUUGAAGGACCUCCAGCACUUGGAUCUUGGAGGCAAUUUUUUCUUUGGCAGAAUCCCAAAAAGCUAUGGAAAUCUUGCAGGCUUGGAGUAUCUUUCGCUUGCUGGCAACGAUCUUCACGGAGAAAUCCCAGGCGAGUUGGGCAAUCUCACUAACUUGAGAGAGAUGUACUUGGGCUAUUUCAAUGUAUUUGAAGGUGGGAUCCCAGUGGAGUUUGGUAACUUGGCGAAUCUGGUUCACAUGGAUUUUUCUAGCUGUGAAUUGGACGGGCCAAUUCCAAGCGAGCUGGGGAAUUUGAAGGCGCUCGACACUCUCUACUUGCAUAGCAAUCUGCUUUCGGGUUCAAUUCCAAAGCAGUUAGGCAACUUGACAAACCUGGUGAACCUAGAUCUUUCCAACAAUGCACUGACAGGUGAAAUCCCGCCGGAGUUUGUCAAUCUUAAACAGCUCAAGCUUUUUAAUCUGUUCAUGAACAGACUACAUGGGUCUAUACCGGAGUACGUCGCCGACUUUCCAAAUUUGGAAACUCUUGAGCUGUGGAUGAACAACUUCACCAGUGUGAUUCCCGAGAAUCUCGGCCAAAAUGGAAAGCUUCAAGUGCUCGAUUUGUCCACAAACAAGCUCACCGGUACAAUCCCUCGGAACUUGUGUUUUUCAAAUCAACUCAGAAUACUAAUUCUCUUAAAAAACUUCCUCUUUGGGCCGAUUCCUGAAGGACUGGGGACAUGUUCAAGCCUCACGCGAGUGAGACUGAGCAACAAUUACUUGAAUGGUAGCAUUCCGAAUGGGUUCCUAUACUUGCCUCAGCUAAAUUUUGUGGAAUUGCAAAACAACUACCUAUCAGGAACCUUUGCAGAGAACGCUAAUAGUUCCUCAAAGCCGGCUAAAUUAGGCCAACUUAAUUUGUCAAACAAUCUCCUGUCUGGUCCUUUACCCUAUUCAUUUUCAAAUUUCUCUUCCAUCCAAAUCCUCUCACUUAGUGGAAACCAAUUCUCUGGUCCAAUCCCAUCUUCUGUAGGACUCCUUCAGGUAGUAAAACUGGACUUGAGUCGAAAUUCACUCUCCGCUUCAAUCCCACCCGAAAUUGGAAAUUGUUACCAUUUGACAUUCCUCGACCUGAGUCAGAACAACCUCUCUGGCUCACUCCCACCAGAGAUUUCCAACAUCCGUAUACUGAGUUACCUAAACCUGUCCAGAAACCACUUGAACCAAACAAUACCCAGAUCAAUCGGAGCAAUGAAAAGCCUCACAAACGCCGAUUUCUCCUUCAAUGAUUUCUCCGGUAAAUUACCGGAAUUUGGCCAAUUCACCUGCUUUAACGCUUCCUCUUUCGCGGGUAAUUCUCAACUUUGCGGUUCCCUACUAAACAAUCCUUGCAACUUCACUGCAAUCACAAACACACCCAGUAAAGCCUCUGCAGAUUUCAAGCUGGUAUUCGCUCUUGGCCUUUUGAUAUGCUCUCUAGUAUUCGCUGCUGCUGCCAUGAUCAAGGCCAAGUCAUGGAAGAGAAAUGGUCCGGAUUCAUGGAAGUUGACCGCAUUCCAAAAGGUCGAAUUCAAGGUAUCUGACAUCCUCCAAUGCGUGAAAGAUGGCAAUGUGAUUGGAAGAGGCGGAGCUGGGAUUGUUUACCACGGAAAAAUGCCCAAUGGGGUCGAGAUCGCGGUCAAAAAGCUUCUUGGGUUUGGCUCAAACAGCCAUGACCAUGGCUUUCGAGCUGAAAUUCAAACGCUAGGAAACAUUAGGCAUCGAAACAUUGUGAGACUGUUGGCAUUCUGUUCCAACAAGGAGACUAAUCUCCUCGUUUACGAGUACAUGAGAAACGGGAGCUUGGGCGAGGCACUGCACGGCAAAAAAGGCGCAUUCUUGGGUUGGAAUUUGAGGUAUAAAGUGGCAAUUGAAGCAGCCAAAGGCCUAUCCUAUCUUCACCAUGAUUGUUCACCACUGAUUGUUCACCGGGAUGUGAAAUCCAAUAACAUUUUGUUGGAUUCGACCUUUGAAGCACACGUCGCCGAUUUCGGGCUCGCCAAGUACUUGAUCGACGGCGGCGCGUCGGAAUGCAUGUCAGCAAUUGCAGGGUCUUACGGCUACAUUGCGCCUGAAUAUGCAUACACAUUGAGGGUUGAUGAGAAGAGCGAUGUAUAUAGUUUUGGGGUUGUUCUCCUGGAGCUCCUCACAGGGCAUCGGCCAGUGGGAGAUUUCGGCGAAGGAGUGGAUAUUGUACAAUGGACCAAAAGGGUAACAAGGUGUCGAAAGGAAGAGGCCAUGGGCAUUGUUGAUCCCAAGUUAAAAAUGUUGGCCAAAGACGAAGUAAUGCACUUGUUCUUUGUUGCAAUGCUAUGUACCCAAGAAAAUAGCAUUGAACGUCCCACCAUGAGAGAGGUGGUACAAAUGCUAUCAGAUCAUGAGUUCCCUCGUCACUCAUUGGACUACCAAUCUUCAUCGUCUUCCAUUGAUGUUCCUGAUCAACAAACAAAGAAACAAGACACAGACAAAGAUUGCCCUAAGUAGUUCAAGCAAGAUCUUUGAUUUUUUUUUGUUUUUUGUUUUUAAUUCUAAAGUUCAAGUGGUGUCUUGAAUUGGGAUUUUAUUCUCUGUACGUAUUAUAUUAUUAUUAUUAUAGUUGUAUGAAUUUUA